Molecule: messenger RNA, 1494 nt
Organism: Portunus trituberculatus (swimming crab)
Lineage: Eukaryota; Metazoa; Arthropoda; Malacostraca; Decapoda; Portunidae
Exons: 5
Coding region: 1-1494 (497 amino acids)
Source: RefSeq, a predicted model, not a curated record
AUGCUCGGAUUCCAUGUCAUGACACAGUUGCUGGAACAGUCUCGUGUUGAGGGCAGAGUUUUUCACAUAGUUCACGACCUUGACAAUACCAGUGAAAAUUGUGAGAAGCCCAGAAGGAAGCGAUUUAGAAGCCAGAGCCUCCCGAUGAAUGAAGCAGUGCACACCAACUGCAUUUGGUGCUUUGGAUUUUACUUUUGCUUGAAACCCGACCUCGACCCAAGCAUGGCUGGAGCUCCAUCAGUUGUGAUUCCAACAAGAUUAUUCCAACUCAAACCAUGCUUGUCAAAAAACGAUGACACAGCAUUCAUCACAUCAGUGGCCGAGGCAAUAAAUCUUCCUGUCAUCUCGCGAGCCACUCAUGACCAUCCCAAGGGCCAAAUUUGUCACAUGGACCGUGAGUUUGACACCGCUGAUACUAUCAACAAAUACCUUGAGGAGAACCACCUUCUAUCUCCGAAGCAAUUUGGAUUUAGAAAAGGCCGUUCAACCUCUGAUCUCCUCCUCUUGCUCUCCAAAUCCUGGCAUGAUGCCCUUGAUGCCGGACGCCCCUCCCUGGUGAUCGCCUUAGACAUUGCCGGUGCUUUUGACUCUGUGUGGCAUCAUGCGCUGACUACUAAACUCCAGCAGCUGGGCAUCACCGGGGACCUGCUACAACUGUUCACCAGCUACCUCACGGGACGGAGCCUCCGCGUAGUGGUGAACGGCAGCACCUCGUCCUCCUUUCCAGUGGAGGCUUCUGUACCCCAAGGUUCAGUACUCGGCCCAAUACUAUGGAACAUAUAUUUCAACGAUCUACUGCAGAGUUCUCCCGGAGCGGCUGCUUAUGCAGAUGACUGCACCCUCUCCUGGGCUUACGAGAGGGGAGAAGCCCAGAAUGUGGCGCAGGGAGAAGCAGACCAACUGCGUGGAAAGUUGCGUCUCGGGCCAGACACCAUCCCUCUGCAGGACACCAUUGAAAUCCUUGGGGUGGAGGUGGAUUCCAGGCUGCAGUUCGACCGUCACCUGGAGAAAGUGGCGCGGAACGCCUCCUCUAAGGUGAACCUACUGCACCGGAUGAAACACCUCCUCCAUGCUGACGGCCUCCUCACACUCUACAAGGCCCAGCAACACCGACAGCCUCAACAAGAGCAACAGCAACAGCAAGAGCAGCGGCAGCAGGAGAAACAGCAGCGGCACGACCUGAGGGACAGCCUCGAGCACCGCAGGAGAGUUGCCGCCUUGACAGUGCUCCACAAGGCACAAGUGCAGCGCGUACCCCACCUGACGGACUUAGGGGCAACCUGGAGGAGACACGAGGUUGGCACGAGGACGGUGUCGGCCAAUGACCUUCUCCUGGAAGUCCCGAGGUCCCAUAGCUCUACUCACCAGCGUGCCUUUACAUCAGCAGCGGUGGUGUGGUGGAACGAGCUCACUACAGAUGUGGAUGUGAGGGGCCUGUCUACACAGCAAAUUAAGGUAGCAGCCCAUAGGUGGCUGCGUCUACACCCUCCUUAA